Molecule: messenger RNA, 390 nt
Organism: Naegleria gruberi
Lineage: Eukaryota; Heterolobosea; Eutetramitea; Acrasida; Naegleriidae
Exons: 1
Cellular component (GO): cytoplasm
Molecular function (GO): zinc ion binding
Source: RefSeq, a predicted model, not a curated record
AUGACUGAAUUCUUUGACCUUGGCAAACAUUGUUGUGUGGAGACUUGUAGACAAAAAGACUUUUUACCCUUCACUUGUACUCAUUGUAAGAAACAUUUUUGUUCGGAACAUCGUGAAUGUGCCUCCCAUCAGUGUGUUUAUAAUAUUGAUGAGGAAUUGAAAAAGUCUCACAUUCCUACCUGUCCUUUGUGUCAGGCUCUUGUGCCAAAGAGAUUCCCACAUGAGGAUAAUAAUAUUGUCAUUGAGAGACAUAUUAGAAAUGGUUGUAAAGUUGAGAGUGUAAAGAAUUGUUGUGCAUUUCAUGAUUGUAAAGAGGAUCAAAUGGUCAAUUGUAACUUAUGUUUGAAAUCAUUCUGUUCAGAUCAUAGACAUGCUGAUGAUCAUCAAUGU